Molecule: messenger RNA, 1232 nt
Organism: Oncorhynchus mykiss (rainbow trout)
Lineage: Eukaryota; Metazoa; Chordata; Actinopteri; Salmoniformes; Salmonidae
Gene: fbp2
Product: fructose-bisphosphatase 2
Biological process (GO): fructose 6-phosphate metabolic process; fructose metabolic process; sucrose biosynthetic process
Cellular component (GO): cytoplasm; cytosol
Molecular function (GO): fructose 1,6-bisphosphate 1-phosphatase activity
Source: RefSeq, a predicted model, not a curated record
ACCUUCUCUGUUAACAGCUGCUCUCUCCCUCUCUCUCACACACACACAGCCUGACCCUCUCACUCACUCAUACACCUCUCACAGACACAGUCGUGCUUCCCUACCCAGGAGUAUCAGCCUAACCCGGACCCAACGAGGUAGAACCCCAACACGACUACAACAUGUCGGAUAAUAGCUCUAAGAUCGACACAGACGUGUGGACCCUAACUCGGUUUGUGAUGGAGACGGGGCGCCAGGUCAAGGGGUCAACAGGAGAGCUGACCCAGCUGAUUAACAGUCUGCUGACAUCCAUCAAAGCCAUCUCCUGCGCCGUGCGUAAGGCCGGACUCGCACACCUCCAGGGCAUUGCAGGGACAGUGAACACGACGGGUGAUGACCAGAAGAAGCUGGACAUCCUCUCUAAUGACCUGGUCAUUAAUAUGCUGAGGUCUUCAUACGGAACCUGCUGCAUGGUGUCAGAGGAGAACGAACAUGCCAUCAUCACACCCAAGGAAAAGAGGGGUAAAUACGUGGUGUGUUUUGAUCCUUUGGAUGGCUCCUCUAACAUCGACUGCUUAGCUUCCAUCGGCACCAUCUUCGCAAUCUACAAAAGGAUUGACGAGACAUCAACUAACGACGCCACAGAGAAGGAUGCGCUGCAGCCUGGCAGCAAGAUUGUUGCCGCGGGAUACGCACUCUAUGGUAGUGCCACCUUGGUUGCCCUCUCCACCGGACAGGGCCUCAACUUCUUUAUGCUGGACCCUGCAAUUGGAGAGUUUAUCCUGACAGAGAAAAAUGUGAAGAUCAAGCCCAAAGGAAAGAUCUACAGUCUGAACGAGGGAUACGCCAAAUACAUGCACCCAUCCAUCAACGCGUACCUGAAGCACAAGAAAUACCCAGAGGACGGGAGCGCCCCCUAUGGAGCAAGGUAUGUGGGCUCUAUGGUGGCAGACGUCCAUCGCACCAUCGCAUAUGGAGGAAUCUUCAUGUACCCCGCCAAUGAAAAGAGCCCUAAGGGAAAGCUGCGUUUGCUGUACGAGUGCAACCCCAUCGCCUUCCUGAUCGAGCAGUGUGGAGGCGUGGCGACUACGGGAGAAGGGCGUGUCCUAGACGUGGUUCCAACCAACAUCCACCAGAGAGUUCCGUUUAUUGUGGGUUCACCUGAUGACGUCAACGAGUACCUCGACUUUGUCAAGAAGCACAAGUAGAACGACAACAAAACUUGAAUAAAAGUUAAAUACCAACAAGAAAAA